GAGGUUGCUGGAGGCGUGGCUAGCUUGGGGCAGCCAGGUGGCCGCGAUCAAGGAAGACGAGGACGCCGCCCUUCGGCGCGCCAUGGCCGGUCGGGCCUCGCCAUACCCAGGCGAUGGGGCUACGGUUGCCCUGGGAAAGGAUUCAAAGGGAAGGGGGAUGCUACCAAAGGGCGCGAUGUGCUCCGUCGACGUGGAGGAACUGGCUGUUCCGCCGCCAGGGACCAUCCCUGCCAAGCUCGUGGACAUCUGCCCGCUGGCUGCCGAGUACUUCUCCGACGUUGCGGGGGGGGUGCUACGCGAGCCCAGCAAGGCCAUGGGCGAGGAGCUGAAGGGCCAGAAGGUCUACCGAGAUCCGUCUCUCCGCUCGAGGGCGUCGCGUCUCCGCCUAGCCGAGAGGCUUUGGGAUGCGGGGAUGCUCGGGACCACCGGCGAGAUGGUCCAGGGGGUCUCGCUCUUCGGAGUCAUCAAGAAGUACCUGCAGGAGGAGGGGGGGCCCCUCAGCCCCGCCAGGCGCCAGGUGCGCGCCAUCUGGGACCAGAGGCGGGCCAACCUCCGCUGGCAGAGGCCCCCGUGCGUGCCCCUCGGCAGCCCCGCGACCUUCGCCCACGUGGACCUCUCCAACCUGGGCGAGAGGGACGUGGUCUACACUGGCGUGGGCGACAUCCCAGACAUGUUCUAUCGUUUGGAGACGCCGCCCGAUGUCUGGCCCUACUUUGUCUUGGAGGAGGUGCCAGUCCACGAGUUCGUCGAGUACAUGAGGACCAAAUGGCGGGACUGCGUCACCCUCGAUGGCGGGCCCUUCCUGGCGCUGAAGGCCUGCAUGGCGCGCGGGCUCGGGGAGGACUCCGUCGGGGCUCGCCUGAUCUACGGGGCUCCGACGCCUCAACUGACCGGGCCCGAGGGGUUCGAGUCGGUGAACUGGGCAUACAUGGACGACUACGGAGUCAUGGCCACGUCCGCCAGCGCGCAGCAGCCAGUGAGCGAGGUCGUGAGCGGACUGACGGCCCGAGUCAAGCAUUACUUGAGGCAGGUCGGGCUUCCCGUCCACAAGGAGUCCGAGGGCGAGGGGCUCGAGUCGCUGGGGGCGGUCAUCCGAGGCCGACCCUACACUGUCUCAGCAGAGACCGACCGCACCUGCGGCCUGGCUCUGGUGACGCUGCGGCUGGUAGAGCGGACGUACUGGACCGCGGAGCUCCUCGAGCGCGUCGUGGGGUUGUGGGCGUGGGCGGCCAUCUUCCAGCUCACGGGCCUUGCCAUCUUCGACCAGGUGUACCACGAGAUGAGACGCCCCGAGACCGCCAAGACGCCGUUCCGACUGACGGACGCGGCGAGGUGGGAGCUGACUACGAUGGCGUACUGCGCACCCCUCGUACGUACAUAUCUCGAAGCUCCGUGGUUCUCGCAGGUGUUCAUGACGGACUCCAGCGACACGGGCUACGGAGUGGCGGUCACCGACGCCUCGCUGGAGGAGAUCAGGAAGGACGCCCGUUACAGCGAGAUGAGGGGAUGGACGAUCGCCACCGAGGAUAUCUACACAGCCCAGGAGGAGGACGCCUGGGUCCCCCAUGCUGGGGGGUGUGCCUACGAUGUCGACGAGCUUAUCGAGGCCUCGACUGCACCGCCGCCGCGGGUAAGUCGGAGGGUCUACCGGGCGCUGUACCUCUUCGCGGGCAGGCGCCGGGAGGGGGAUCUAGAGGAGGCCAUCCACUCGCGGGCGGAGCUCGACGGCUACGAGGUCGAGGUCUGGUCCAUCGACGCGGUGAUCAACCCGAAGCACGACCUCACCAACAACGAGUUCGUCAGCCUGAUCCUGAGCCUGGCGCGCGACGGGUACUUCCACGCAGUGAUCGCCUCGCCCCCAUGCUCCACUUGGAGUCGGGCUCGCUUCCUGGGGAAGAGGCCCAGGCCCUUGCGGACGCGCCUCGAGCCUUGGGGGCGGAGCGACAUGUCAUUCACAGCCUUCGAGCGCCUCCGCCUGGACCUGGGGUCGCGCCUUUUGCUGUCGGCCAUGCAGGCGGUCCGCGAGGUAUGUCGAGCUGGAGGCCUGGGCUUGAUGGAGCACCCUGCGGACCCAGAGGAGGACCCAUGCCCGUCAAUCUGGAACCUACCCGAGAUGGCAUGCCUCCUCGAGGAGACGGGCGGGAAGAUCAAUCGGAUCGACCAGUGCCGCUACGGAGCCCCAUCGAUGAAGCCGACCAUGAUUGGCAUUUUCGGGUUCUACGACGACACACUGGACUUCGCCGCGGACCGUCUCCGCCUGAGGUGCAACCACCGAGGGAGGCAUCAGACAGUACUCAAGGGACGGGCGGAGCGAGGCCGUCCCGAUUUCUGCACCGCCUCCGCCCAGGCGCACCAGCCGCCGCUGUGCGCCGCGCUGGCGGAGGUGAUCAUCGAGGUCACGAUCUACGCGACCUGGGCCGCGCCUGUACGGGAUCCACCCAGGGCGGGAGACAUCCCCCUGCAGAAGCGAGGGCCACGUGCGUGGGAGAACUACGAGAAGGAGCCGCACCUGGGCAUCAGCGAGGGCGGCUUCACAAGGCUGCUCACCCACUCCGUGGCGGACGUCGCCGCGGCGCAGUGGGCCCCGAAGAUUCGAGACUUUCUCAGCCACUGCGUCGACAAGGGUUGGGAGCUGCGGUCCGCGAACGCCGUGGACCACGCCCUGGCCGACUACAUGGACAUGAAGUGCUACAAGGACCGGCUCCGUCCUACAUGGGGGUCGAUUGUCUUGUUUGGGCUGCUGGUGAUUUGGCCUGAGCUGAGGAACCAGCUUCCCCUGGCCUUGCGAAGCCUGAAGAGCUGGCAGAGGCUGGUUAUCUCUGUGGAAGGGGGUCACCUGCCUGAGGAAGCCGUCUUCGCCAUCGCCAUCUACUUAUUCGAGGCGGGGCUCCUGGAUGAAGCCAUCUGGACCCUGGUGCAGUGCGACGCCUACGGGCGGGAGCAGGACAUGGAGAUGCUACGCGAGGCCGAUAUCAUCUGGGAUGGCCGAUGCGCGGGCCUCCUGUUUGGCAUCUCGGCCCGAGGCGAGGAGGGCAAGACGGGCAGCAACCGAGGGGUCGUCAUCCGCCGCGGCACGGUCGCGAGCCUCAUCCUGGCCCUGAAGGACGUCAAGAAGAAUGUCGCGGGGCCCAUCUUCGGCCCCAAGCAGGCAGGCUUCCGCAAAAAGUGGCACCGCGCAUGUCGCUCGCUGGGGAUGCCAUGGGCGCCGCCUCCGCACGGGCUCCGCCACUCGGGGCCCAGCGAGGACGUGGCCCGAGGACGGGCCAGCCUGGAGCAGGUGCGGAGGCGGGGCAGGUGGAAGGCAUUGUCCAGCGUCCAACGCUACUCUAAGACGUUCGCCCUCACGCAGUUCCGUGCAAAAAUGCAGAAGAAGGUGCUGGACGUGGGAUCCCGUGCGACCUCCGACUUGGCCGCCGAGAUACUCCGUGCGAUGGAGUCCCGCACCAACUACAGCAAGCAGCAGCAGCAGCAGCUGGUCGACGGCAUCAGGACGAAUCUGAAGACGAAGAAGGUGAAAGAUGUCGCCGCAGAGCUCCUGAUGCUGGGAUUCACCACCAACAAGAGGUCCACCACCAACAAGAGGUCCACCACCAACAAGAGGUCCACCAAGGGUGACACAAGCUGCCCAGAGUCCGACGACCUCUACUCUGACGAGACGUGGGGAGAGGGCACUGGAUGGUGGACAGAGUGA
Molecule: messenger RNA, 3691 nt
Organism: Prorocentrum cordatum
Lineage: Eukaryota; Dinophyceae; Prorocentrales; Prorocentraceae
Source: the annotation of a GenBank genome assembly